This is a messenger RNA of Aspergillus novofumigatus IBT 16806, 1156 nucleotides long. RefSeq lists its product as uncharacterized. Lineage: Eukaryota; Fungi; Ascomycota; Eurotiomycetes; Eurotiales; Aspergillaceae. The coding region runs from base 74 to 1156 and encodes 360 amino acids. The transcript has 5 exons. Gene Ontology annotation, molecular function: hydrolase activity. The record is from RefSeq and is a predicted model, not a curated record.
UCCAAAGGUGUCCCCUCAUUUAAUAGCUAGACCUGACGCUUCAACUACGAUUACAGCGUUUUAGAGCGACAUAAUGCUACAUAAAUUACGUUCAUAUCUAAAUCGGUCUUCCGUGUCCUUUCAAAUUCUCUCUGAUCUCCAUCUUGAGAUUAACCUGCAGUAUUCCGUUUAUGAAAUUCCGGUUUGCGCAGAGCAUCUUAUCCUGGCGGGUGAUAUUGGGCGCUUAACGGACUAUGAUGAUUAUCGCCAUUUCCUACAAAAACAGACAGACAGAUUCAAAUUGGUAAUCCUCGUACUCGGAAAUCAUGAGUUCUACAAUGGGACUAUCGCUGCAGGGCUGGAGAAAGCUAGACAACUCGAACGGGAACCUUCCUUAAAUGGACGAUUAAUUGUCCUUCAUCAGAAAAGAUAUGAUGUCCCGGGUUCUUGCGUCACUAUCCUAGGCUGCACGCUUUGGUCAAAAGUACCUCAUGAAUCGAGGGAUGUCGUCCAGUCGAAAGUCAAAGAUUUUCAAAAAAUCGAAGGCUGGUCAAUUGAUGACCAUAAUGCAAGCCAUGAUUCAGAUCUCGCCUGGUUACGGAAAGAGAUACAUUCGAUACACCAGGGAAAUGGAAAGGCAGACAAGCGGAGUAAAAGAAGAUCGAUUCUUGUUGUGACACACCAUGCCCCUCUGCUCCAGAGGACAUCGAGCCCGCAACACGCCCAGAACCCUUGGAGCGUUGCAUUUGGAACUGAUAUCCUAUCACAAGCACUAGCUGGGGUGAAAGUCUGGGUGUUUGGGCACACACAUUAUACCACUGAUUUCAAGGAGGGGCAGCCAUUCCCCGGCUUCUCGGCAUCUGCGAUUGUCGCUUUGGGCUAUCAUGAGCUCCAAGAGGCUGAGAAAAGUUUACAGUUUCUGCCCAUUGGGAGUAUUCAGCUAGUCGCUGUAUGGGAAAGCUCUUGUCAUCCUCCUAAUUGUAAAGCUAUUGAAUGUCUAAAUGUCUUGAGUCUAACACCUCAAGGUUUCAUCAGCAUUUGCAUCCGUUUACUUGCUUGCAUUGACGCUUACCAGUGCGCAUCCCUGGCUAGUUCGAGCUCGUCCAGGAUACACCAGAGGCAAUAUGGGCAUGUGAAGCACUCAGUCGCCAGCUCACUCGUCAUUGGAGUUACAUGA